Symbiodinium sp. CCMP2456 is the source of this 663-nucleotide messenger RNA. NCBI's taxonomy places the organism in Eukaryota, Dinophyceae, Suessiales, Symbiodiniaceae. The record is from the annotation of a GenBank genome assembly.
AUGAAGGUUGAGAGGGACCUGCUUGAGGAGCAACUCAAGAAGGCACAGAAGGAAGCCCAUGCUGCCAAAGAGGAUGCCAUACAGGCCAGGGAGGAAACGAAAGUGGCGAAGGCCAAAGCGGAUAAAGCCGAAGCAGAGAUGCUUGCGAUCCAGAAAAAAGCGGAAGAGGAGACAAAGGCAGCAAAGGAAGCCGCUGAGAAGGCCAUUCAAGAUCUGAAGACUGCCACAGAGACAACGAGGAAGGCCGAGGAGGCGAAAGCCAAGGCCGAGAAGGCGGUGAAGGACCUGCAGGCCAAGGCAGAGAAAGAGAAGCAGAGCAGCACAAAGACGGCUGAAGGGAAGUUGCAGCAAGCUGUGGCGGAGAAGGAUGCUGCAGAGAAGAAGCUCACCGAGAUACGCACACAGCACGACAAAGAGAAAGCGGAGGCCGCGCAAGCCGCCAAAGAGCAACGACAACAGCUGAGCGAAUCCCAAGAGCAGGUUCUCAAGGAGAAGGACAAGGACCUGAAGGCUUUGCGCGAGGAUGGGGAAGGCCUCCGCAAGCAGCUCGCCGAACGCGAAAAGCAGCUACGUGCCGUCACCGAGCAAAUCGCCGGCAUCAAUGGAAGCUGGGCAGAGCAUGUGGAGGAACUUCAUGCGCAGUAUCGCCGUGAAAAGGACUGA